AUGGCAGCAGCAAGAUCGUGCACAACCCCCUGCUGGUCGGACCUCCCGACCGAUCUCCUCGCGAGCAUCGUGCAAUUCCUGGAGCUCCCGGGAGCGCUCGCCUUCGCGUGCGUCUGCACGUCGUGGCGCGCGGCCUCCGGCGACAUCCCACAUCCGCGCACGCCAUGGCUCAUGUCCUGGGAACCAGACCCCCACCCGGCCGGCGGGCGCAGCCGCUCCGCCGUGACCUGCAAGCUCCGCAACCUCCUCGACGUCGACAGGGUUCACAGCCUCACGUUCCCGGCGGGCACCUUCGUCACCUGCUGCGGCGCCUCCAACGGGUGGCUGGUGGUGGUGGACGAGCUCUGCAACCUCUCGCUCCACAACCCCUUCACCUCGCAGACCAUCCCUCUGCCGCCGGUCACCGACUUCCCCUGCGUGACCGCCGUCGUGCCCGACGACCAGGGGAAAAUCAAGGCUUACCGACUCAGCAGGAGCUCGGGCCAGUACAUCGACGCACAGCAGUACGACGCGUACCAUCUGGCCACGUAUUUCUACUGGAAGGCGGAGCUGUCCGGCGACCCGUCCGGAGGCGGCGACUACGCCGUCACGGUCGUCCACUUCGGCGGCAGGUGGAUCUCCCACGUCAGGGCGGGAGACACCCGGUGGCGGGUGCUGGUCGCCAACAGAUUUUGGGUCCACGGCCACCCGGACGCCUACGCCGACUGCGCGUACCACAAGGGGAGCGUCUACGCCGUGACGUACCAGGGGAUCGUCGAGCGAUGGCCCCUCGACGACGCCGGCGCCGGGACACCGUCGGAGAAGCAGGAGGAGGUUGUGCAAGACCGACGGCUGCGCGACGCCGUCCUCAGCAGGCACCUCGUGGUCUCGCCGGGCGGUGGCCGGCUGUGGAUGGUGAGCGCGGUGUGGGAGCCCGGGCGCGCGGAGUACCCGGACGCCGUCAGGUUCACGUUCCGCGUGGUCGAUGAGGAUGACGAUGACGCCAGGGCCGAGGGGGAGCGGGAGUCGGUGCAGGCGCACGCGCUGUUCCUCGGGAUGAACCGGCCGGCGUGGCUGCCCACCGGCACUGGGAGCUUCCCCGGCGUGAGGCCCGGUGUGCGCUACUUCUCCGCGCCAUGGAUGCGUCCAUAG
Molecule: messenger RNA, 1131 nt
Organism: Aegilops tauschii subsp. strangulata
Lineage: Eukaryota; Viridiplantae; Streptophyta; Magnoliopsida; Poales; Poaceae
Product: putative F-box protein At4g22170
Molecular function (GO): protein binding
Source: RefSeq, a predicted model, not a curated record